Molecule: messenger RNA, 4051 nt
Organism: Prorocentrum cordatum
Lineage: Eukaryota; Dinophyceae; Prorocentrales; Prorocentraceae
Source: the annotation of a GenBank genome assembly
GUUGCUCUCCAUCGCGAAGGCGAACGAGAUCCUGACUGGACACCACGGCAGCAUGGCGCCGAAGAGGUGGCAGCAGUCGCAGGAGUCGCUCAAAUGCUGCAAGACAUGGAAGUGCCACGGCUGGAUCCCGAACAAGAUCUGGUACGACGGGCUGAAGUGCAGGUACUGCAAGCAGGACUUCGAGCAGCCGUGGAAGGCGGAGACGAAGGAGCUCUCGAAGGCCGCGGAGAAGAUAGGCGGGCUACAAGUCGAGGACGCGGCCAGGUUCAGCAACCAGCUCGACGCGGCGAAGGAGGCCGAGAAGACCAGGACCAAGCCAGAACGGCUGGCUGAGGCGGCGGAGGCGCUGCGGAUUGCGAACAAGCACUUCACGCACGCGGCCGCGCAGGUCAAGAGGCAGAGGAGCAUGCUGAAGGGCAUCGAGGCCAAGAUGGCAGAGCGGGCGAUGGAGGAGCCGACGAAGAGCUUCAUGCAGCAGCUGAUCUUCAAGACGCCCGGAGAGCUGGCCAUGGAGGGGGUCAUCGACCUGGACAACGAGAUGGAGCUCGAGGACGACGAGGUCGACGAGGCGGCCAAGCAGGCGGCCGCGGAGGCUAAGAUGCAGGUGCUGAAGGACCUGCAGGAGGGCGCCAAGAGCUACACCACGCAGCUCCAGGAACACAUCAACAAGGCCAAGCAGCAGGCGGCGCAGACCAAGAUGGCCAUAAAGGCAGGAGUACACCGGGAGCCGCGAGACGAGGCUCGUGACACGCUGGCUGGGGGCGAAGACCACGACGAGGACUUGAUGGCGACGGCGCUGCAGCAGGCGAGGGACCAGAUGGCCACGGAGGCCGUCGACCCCAAGGCGAGCGCUGGAGAGGACGAGAUGGGGCUCCUUCACAUGGAGGACUGGACGGCGAUGGCGUGGCACCUCAAGGGUUCGCCAAUGCGGGGUACUGCGACCUGCUCGUCGACGCGCGCAUUUACACGCUACCAGGGGAACUCUCGACGUGCUAACGCGGAGCCCUCCGUCAUCGACUUCGCGCUAGCGAGCCCAGCGGCAUGCAAGCACAUCAUCGACCCCAGCGACGUGACGGACGUCAGUUGGAUGCCCCACAUCGGCCAGCAGUUACGCAUCAGGGCGGAAAUCGAGUUCAACAUCACCAGGGCGCUGACGCUGCCGAUGCCAUUCAGCCACCCGAAGCUGACGAAGCAGAGGAGGCCGAACCCGAGCAGCAAGGAACAGGAGGCCGAGAGGAACCACAACGACGGCACCAGGAGGAACACGUCCAACCGCAUCAACGACAUGGACAGCCCCGAGGCGCCUGGCCAGGUGCGCACCACCGACUCGUGGAAUCCCAUCGAAGCUGACGACAGCGAACUCGAGCCAGAGGCUAACGAGAAGGCCAACACCGUGACAAAGGACAUCUUCACGGAGAUCAUGAGUAACACGUGGAACGAGAUCCACGCCAUGCGCUACAUAACGAACGCCGAGCCCACUGAGUACAUCAAGGCUUCGGCCGCUUACAUGGCCACGGAGCAGGAAGCAAGAGAGCUUGGGAAACAUUACGACCACCUGGCUUCGACGAUGGAGAAAUUCUACUCUCAGGCAUACGACAUACCGAAGGCAGAUCAGCAGCGAUACCAAGGACGAGGAGGAGAAUAUCACUUCAAGGAGAAGGCGCAGAGGGAAUCAGGACAGCGGCGAGUACAGGUCAGCACUAAGAAGAUCAACUGGUGGAACAGGAUGGCGGUGGCGCUGGACACGUACGCGAAGCUGGCCAGGAAGAACAAGGCGAAAGAGCAGCAGGCAAUGAACACGGCGAAGCUGCACAGGAAGAUCUGGGUGCAGAGGAUCAAGGAGAUCGAAAAAGUCAGCCUAAGCCUAGACAUCCUGGACGGUAUGGUGAAGAAGGACAGCAUUGACAUGAAGGCAAUCGACUUCGAGGAGAUGUGGCACCACAAGACUACAAACGAGAAGGGCACAGACGCCAUGAACAUGGACGACGUACGCAGGCUACCCCGGGAAGGGCGACAAGCCUUCGCCGGCAUGUACAACAGCUGCGAGGAGAAGAUCGCGUGGCCGUGGCAGACACUACAGGCACUGAUUAUGCUACAACCUAAGGACGCGGAGAAGAUCGACGAGUCGGCGCUCACAAGAGGUAGUGAUCGAGAUCUGGCGCUGCUAACAUGGCUCGCGCGAACAUGGGAGUUGCUCAACAGGGACCAGAUGAGACACUGGGUAAAGGACGUGGAGGAGGACUUCGACGCAGCGGUGGCAGGCAACUCCUGCCUUAGGGAGGUGAUGGCCAGGGCGCUAGGAGACGAGACGUCACAGGAGCUGGGCAUCCACUUCGCGAACGCGCUGGUAGAUGUCAAGCGCUUCUGCGACUCGCUGGUCUUCGAGAAGGUCGCACUUCGAGCAGGAGAGCAUGGGUUCCCGCCGCCCGUACCAGCGAUGGCGAUGCUCCUGCACUUGACGCACAGGAUGCUCAAUGAGACGAACACCUAUAGAAACCCCAUCUACGCGAGGAGGAGCCUGCUGGCAGGGUCGAGGCAGAGCAACAACCUCGCUAGGAACACGGUGGCGGAGGUCAUCACAGAAGCGACGGCGGCGCUGGCGACGGAGCUGAAGCAAGAAGGCCUGGCCAUUGCGGGGAAGCCGGUCAUCUUUAGCACCGACUACGCCUUCACGAAGGAGGUGGCCAAGAAGCUGAGCGAGAAGGGCAUCACGAUCAAGCCAACUACAGAAGGCAGAGACCUAGGGGUCAUCACGUCGCUCAUCCUACAGCUCUGGGAGAUCAACUGGGACGCGCCCUCAGCGGACUUCUGGACAGACGCGGAAGGAGAAGGUUGGCAACUACAAUCCGACGAAGGAAAUGACGACCCCACGGACCUGCUGGACGCGAUCACGGCGGACCUGAAGAGGAAGCUCUGGGAGAACGCCACUAAGCACCACAACGGGGCCGGCCUUCAACACGGAGCAGACACCUACGACCUGAAGAUGCACCUUAGGAAGCUCAAAAAGGCAGGCAAGCAUCAGCCGUACGGGGCCCUCCUGACAGCGGCAUGCUCGGGGAUAUGGUCUCCAUGCAGGCGAAGGGAGGUGUUCGGAGACAGCGUGACGGACAGAUGCCAGUGCGGGGAGAUCGCAGACGACUUCCACAUCAUCUGGGGCCAGUGCAGCUGCAAGGGCGACCACAGCACCUACAGGAAGACCGAGCACCUGAUCAGUAGGGCACAACAGGGCAAGGAGGAAUGGGCCGCGUUCUGGCUACGAGGAGAUGACGCCAGGUACAGGAGAUGUGGCUGGAACUGGGUCCUUAUUGAGGGGCAGCAAGGGCAAUGGACCUCCACGGCAGAAUGUUCAGGACCAUUGGAGGGGCCAAGGCAGCCGAACAACAGGGCGGAGAUCACAGCAUUCCUGGACGCCGUGCAGUCGACCAACGGCAGCUUCACGUUCUACACUGACUCGGAGAUCCUGCUGAAAGGCUGGAGAGCGAAGAGGUUCAAAGAGAAGAACUACAGGAAGGGCCACGAUGUGAUUGCGGCGGAGGCGGCAGUGAAACACGAGAUCUCGGAGGCGCAGAUGGGCUGCUACAACUGGGCGCGAGCAACGGGGCAGUUGGUGAGAGCCAGGAUCACGCAGGCGACGAUGGAGUUGUUCGAGAGGGCCAAGCCGAUGUGGUGGCUCAAGCAGUGUGGACAAAACCCAAGGAAGGAGCAUGUCAUAGCAGACGAGAGCGGCCGCCACAAAAUGAAGAGCGAGCUCGUGUUGAAGGGCAAGGUAACGCACCACACGCACCAGAUCAACUGGAGCCUGCGUCAGGAGAAGUACUUCUGCUGGGAAUGCGGUGCGACAGCGACAAUCCACCUGAGCAAGAAGAUGACCGAGGCGUGUACGGGAGCUCCGCCAGGCCGCGCCAUGCAGUACGCCUUGCGAACACUGCGGAGCUCCCGAGAGGCGAAGGGCGAGAACAGGAAGUACGUGAAGAAGAGGAGGCCAUCCACAACCGUGGACGACGGCGCCAUGGAGCAGGUGGAGUGCAACUCGAACCACCUGUACUCCUGA